Pseudozyma hubeiensis SY62 is the source of this 1692-nucleotide messenger RNA. RefSeq lists its product as hypothetical. Gene Ontology annotation, molecular function: protein binding. Bases 1 to 1692 code for a protein of 563 amino acids. Gene Ontology annotation, cellular component: Cul4-RING E3 ubiquitin ligase complex. The record is from RefSeq and is a predicted model, not a curated record. The transcript has a single exon. Lineage: Eukaryota; Fungi; Basidiomycota; Ustilaginomycetes; Ustilaginales; Ustilaginaceae.
AUGGCCGAGCCUCCCUUUCAGAUGCCCGGUCAUCGGUGGGAUCCAGACAAGAAACGGUUCUUCAAGAUCCUGCCGGGUCAGAUGCAAUCGAAAUCUUUCGAUAGCGACACGGCUUCGGGAUCGACAACUAAGCGUUCGCGGAAGGGCAAGCAGCGAGAGGUACCACCGCACGAGGGCAAUCUCUUUUCGGAGACACAUUUUCCCGCCAUCGACGUCCGAACCUCCGCUCAAAAGCUUUCCAAUCACAAGAGCGCUUUUCAAGAGGUCACCGUCGACCCUGUCACGCUCCGGCAACACGGCAGGCUGCCACUGCAUGCCCGACAAAUCAGCGAGCAACCUCGCAUCCAGGCCGCCUACUCCCAUCUCGCGCUGUGCACCGCCAGAAGGCCCUUCCGUGCCUUUCCGCACUCGACCGAGGUCGUCGAUCUCCUGAGCGAUCCAGACGCCUACUCUCUUGUCAUACUCGGCAAUGGAUGGAUAACCAGGAGCUAUCCGACACAUGCCGACUUUCGAGUCUUAUGCGACACGCGCUACAUUUGCGGUGGGCAGAGGCCUUCUUUCAUGUGGAAAAGCUCCGACCUGCUUUGGUACGGCUGCUUUGACUCGGAAGGCCAGCAGAGCGGCAUCUUUGUCAAGAUGAUGUCUCCGCGUGCUACAGGAACACAGCCGUCGUAUUUGUCAGAAUAUUCAACCUCGCAAUUUUUGAAGCAUGAUGCACCCAUCCGCAGUUGCGGUCAGCAAGCAUGGGCAUUUGCCGAGGUCUUCGAUGUUCCCCGCAACGCGCGACCGGCGAGCAAUGGAUCGCAUACUGCGCAGCCCCGAACGCGAGGAGGAAGAGGUGCAGUCUUGUACGCCCUGUCGAUGGGUAAGAAAGUCAAAAUCCUCACCUACCACUUGCCGAUUGCAGGGCUAGACCCCUCGCUGGCUGCUUCAGCCACAAUCUCGUCCGCCAGCGAUGUCAUGGCGCUCGCAUUCGAUCUCAGCGGCGAAUCACUCUACUGCGGCACUCGGUGUGGCCUGGUCAUGGUCUGGCGACGUCCUACCAGCAGCUCAGCGAUUGAGCCACCGCAACAUGUGAUGCCAGUCGACGCCGAGGGCUCCGUGACAAACUUGGCCGUCGUUUCGCCCACUGAACUGCUCAUCGUACGCAUCAAUGGGGUCGUUCAGCUCGUCGACAUGGCCACGGGUGAGACCCGGCAGCGAUACAAAGGACACGUCAAUUCGUAUCAAUACAAACUUGCCAUUACGAUCGACAAGAGAUCGCGGAUGUUUGCAUUGGCCGGACUCGAUCGUCGAGUUCGUGUGUGGUCGAUCGACUCGCCUCUGCCCCUGGGCACAACGGCAACGUUCCUGCCUCCAGUCUAUCACCCUCCUCAAAGGUUCCGAGAGGGCCAGUCACUAGUCAAUCAGUCUUUGUACGACGAGUCCGAAGACGAAGCUUUCAUCAACGCACAUCCUGCUUCUAAUGGCGACACAGGGAUUAGGAGGGGCUCGACGCUGAGCACCGUCAUCUUUGCGCAGGACCCGACCGUGCUGCGCUGGCAUCCACGAUAUGUCUUUGAAGGAAUCGACCCGUACGAGGCCGAAGCGAUAGUUCAAGGACAAGGUCACCGAUCUUGGCCACCGAAAUCGCAGUGGAACGACCUGUACGUCGCGGUGGGCCCAUGGGUCUACCAGUUUCGAUUCCCGUAG